AUGGCCAGUACAUUGCAAGUGAAUUGCUCCAUAGAAAGACCUUCGCUUUCCUACAAAUUUGAUGAUCAUUCCAGAGGUUCACUCCCUUCUUCUUUGAGUUUUAAGCCACUCUUCAGAAAGUUUCAGCAGAAUCCCAUUUUGGCUAAUGUUCCCAAUAUCAUUAAGGAGGCUUCAGUGAGAAUAAUAGAUACAUUUGUUGAUUUGGCAUUUGAAUUCGUCGACCAGCCAUUGCUCCCAUCUCAGAGUAAUUUUGCUCCUGUAGAAGAACUGGGAGAAGCUAUUCGUGUUACCAGCAUAGAAGGAAGGAUCCCAGGUGAUUUCCCGGAGGGCGUUUACAUCAGAAAUGGCCCGAAUCCUUUAUUUGGAGGAUUAAAAUCGACAAAAUCCGUAUUUGGGAAAUCAAGCCACAUCUGGAUAGAAGGUGAAGGAAUGCUUCAUGCUUUGUAUUUUUGUAAGGAACGCAAUGGCAGUUGGAUCACUUCCUACAACAACAGGUAUGUCCAAACCGAUACGCUCAAGUUAGAAGAGAAAAGAAAGAAACCAGCAUUUCUUCCAGCUGUUGAAGGGGAUUCUCAUGCUGUGUUGUCAGCUUUUCUACUAAAUUUGUUAAGAUUUGGCUCCGUGGAUAAAUAUCUUAGCAAUACAAAUGUUUUUGAGCAUUCUGGGAAGUUCUACUCAAUUUCUGAGAAUUACAUUCCUCAAGAGAUUGACAUUCGUACACUAGAAACUCUCGGAAAUUGGCACCUCAAUAAAGCUUGGAGUAGGCCAUUCACCAGCCAUCCUAAGAAAGCUCCAGACACCGGAGAACUUGUGAUUAUGGGGAUCACUCCAAGAAAGCCUUACUUUGAACUCGGAGUUAUUUCAGCUGAUGGAAAUAAAUUAAUUCACAAAGCCGAUCUCAAAUUAAAUAGGUGUUGCCUUAGCCAUGAACUAGGAGUUACGAAAAGGUAUAAUGUGAUCAUGGAUUUUCCUGUAACUGUAGACAUAGAUCGACUCAUAAGUGGAGGAUCGUUAAUCAAGCACGAUAAAGGAGGACGUGCAAGGAUUGGAAUAAUGCCCCGUUAUGGUGAUGCAGAUUCCGUCCAGUGGUUUGAAGUUGAAUCAAGCUGUACAUUUCACAUUAUUAACUGUUACGAGGAUGGCAAUGAGGUGGUCGUGUUGGCAUGUCGAGCCCAUGGUUCAGUCAUACCAGGACCUGAUUAUGGCUUAAACAAAUUUGAGUGGUUUUCUAAAGGGUUUGAGCAUAUAGUUUCUGUUGAAGAAAUUGAUGAAAAAUCACAAGAAGGAUCAUUUUUCUCUCGUGCAUAUGAAUGGAGAUUGAAUAUACAUACCGGAGAGGUGGAAGAGAGAAAUCUCACUGGAACCGAAUAUUCUAUGGAUUUUCCGUUCAUGAACGAAAAGUUUGUUGGUCUUGAUACUAAGUUUGGGUACACACAAGUGGUCGAUUCAAAUUCAAGCUCCAUAUCAGGCAUGGCAAAAUAUGGAGGGCUAGCCAAACUUUACUUCAAGGAAAGGAAACUCGAACUUCUCCUGGAUAAGAGACAAUUCGAAGAAGAGUUGAUAAAGAUCGAAUAUCAUAAGUUUCCACAGAAUACAUUUUGCACCGGAGCUGCCUUUGUGGCAAAACCCGGGAGUCCUGAAGAAGAUGGUGGAUGGAUCAUUACAUAUGUACACAAUGAAGACAGUAAUAUAUCUCAAGUUUAUAUAGUUGACGCACAGAAACUUUCAGACGGGCCAGUCGCCAAGAUUACACUACCAAGUAGAGUCCCAUAUGGAUUCCAUGGAGCUUUCAUGCCAAUACGUUAA
Messenger RNA from Fraxinus pennsylvanica, 1806 nucleotides. The record is from the annotation of a GenBank genome assembly. NCBI's taxonomy places the organism in Eukaryota, Viridiplantae, Streptophyta, Magnoliopsida, Lamiales, Oleaceae.